This is a messenger RNA of Lactuca saligna, 405 nucleotides long. Lineage: Eukaryota; Viridiplantae; Streptophyta; Magnoliopsida; Asterales; Asteraceae. The record is from the annotation of a GenBank genome assembly.
AUGGAUGAGAUAGAAGAGGGUUUGGUGGCACACUAUGAAAAGCUUAGGAGUUAUGGUUUGAAGCUAUUGAGGACUAAUCCAGGUUCCACAGUGAAAUUGGAUGUGGAUAUCAUGCCUGAUUCUACAGUCCAUUUUUCAAAGAUGUAUAUUUGCUUGAAGGUUGUGAAGGAUGGUUGGAUUGAGGGGUGUAGAAGAGUGAUUGGUGUAGAUGGAUGUUCUUUAAAGGGACUUUGUAGAGGUGAGGUACUUUCAACUAUUGGUAGGGAUGCUAAUAACCAAAUGUGUCCUCUAGCAUGGACUGUUGUAGCAGUUGAAAAUAAGGCAAAUUGGAAAUGGUUUCUGGAUCUAUUGCUUGAAGACCUUGAUAUGGGACAAGGCAGAGGACUAACCAUCAUCUCUGAGUAA